AUGGAUAUAGUGGAUUCCGGAUUUACCGACGAGGUGGAAGACCAAUCUAAGACUUGGGGAUCCGAUGCUCGGUCUUUAGCGCAAGCUAAAGAUGAUGCCACCAGCGCGCCGCUAAGUGAUUGCGGGAUCGGUCAUCGCGUGCUUGCUAGCCGUUCCGUCCUCGCAUUGGUCGUUGACGAAGAGUGUGUAUUUGCCGGCUUACAAGGAGGAGAUAUCGUGGCUUGGUCUCUGGAAACAUACGACCUUGUUCUGUCAGUCCACGCCCACAAAGAGAGCGUUUUGGGUCUGUAUUUAUCAGAGGAUGGGAACCUUCUCUUCUCUAGUGGCGGAGAUUCUGUAAUUAAUGUUUGGUCAACAAGGACCUUUGAGCGACUGUAUUCUAUCUACCCGCAUCAUGAUGUGGGUGAUAUCUUUACUGUGGUGUAUUCCGCGAGUAAUCAAACCAUCUACUGUGGUGCGCAGAACACCAGCAUCCAAUGGUGUGACCUGUCUGAGGAAAGCGCCCUGAGCCAAACAUCUGUGGCGCACCCAGGAAAGCGGACGCAUCGCUUUUUUGACUCCCGCGGCCCGGACGGGACACCUGCUCCACGGCCAUCCGACGGUGCCCACUCAGUCUCAGGAGGAGGUCGAGUCUUAUCCUUUAAGCGGGAUCACCACAAAUUGUUUGCUCACCAUGGUUAUGUUUACUCGAUGCUUUUGGUCAAGGGCCUUAUUGAGUCUGCCCCCUCUGAAGAGGUCUUGUUGACAGGUUCCGGAGAUGGUGCUGUCAAGUUAUGGAGAAUCGGCUCGCAGCCAGGAGCCGCACCGGUUCAAAUUGCCAAGUUGCAAAAUGAUGACCCUGUCCUCUCCAUCGCUGUUGAAGGCUCGUUACUCUACUGUGGUUUGGCAGGCGGUGCUUUGAACAUUUGGAAUUUGGAUUCCCAGCAGCUGGUCAAGCGUAUUGUUCGCCACACUGGAGAUUUAUGGGCAGUUCACGUGAUCCAUGGCGUUGCUAUCUGUGGUGACUCAACAGGAACAGUCAAGAAAUUUAACUCCCGAUUUGAGGAAGUCGGUGGGUGGGUCGCUCAUGAGGGCACCAUGCUUGCAUCUGCUACCGGACGAGUCAAAGAUCGACACAUCUAUGCUACUGGAGGCAAUGAUAACUCUGUUGGCAUUUGGGACCUGACAGAGUUUUUCCUCACACAGGAGGAGCUGCCACCCAUCAGCAACGAUGAAAUGGUAAACAGUCUGGCCAAAUUUGUCUCAUUCAAGACUAUUUCCUCAAGUCCUAAAUUCAAGGGCGAGUGCAACCAGGGAGCAGCCUUCCUGCGUCGACACUGCAACUAUCUUGGUGCAAAGACAAAACUUUUGACUACGGGCGCAGACACAAAUCCUGUUGUGUAUGCCCGAUUCAAUGCAACUUCCCCCGAGAAAGUUGACAAGACCAUUCUUUUCUACGGCCACUACGACGUUGUUGGUGCUGAUACCAAUCGCCCUAAGUGGAGAUCCGAUCCUUAUCAAUUGACUUCGAUCAAUGGAUUCCUCUAUGGUCGUGGUGUUUCUGAUAAUAAAGGUCCGAUUUUGGCAUCUCUGUAUGCUGCGGCCGAUCUUGCUCGCACAAAGUCACUCCGUUGCAAUGUGGUAUUCCUCAUCGAAGGAGAGGAAGAAUCUGGAUCCCAAGGAUUUCACCAAACGGUCCACGAGCACCAGGCUGAAAUCGGUCCUGUCGAUUGGAUUUUGCUAGCCAACAGUUAUUGGCUGGAUGACUAUAAUCCUUGUCUGACCUACGGCCUUCGAGGUGUGGUCCAUGCCAACUUGGUCGUAACUAGCGAUCACCCUGACUUGCAUAGUGGUAUUGAUGGUAGUGCUCUACUAGACGAACCAGUCAAAGAUGUUUCAAUUUUGGUUUCCACUCUAGUUGGACGCAAGGGUCGAAUCAACCUGCCUGGGUUCCACGACUCCGUCCGGCCUAUCACAGAAGCCGAGCAGAAGCGAUUUGAGGCCAUCGCAGACAUAUUGCUACCCCAACACCCCGAGAUUCAAGACCGCCAAGCAUUAGUCAAAUCACUGAUGUAUCGCUGGCGCGAACCAUCGCUCACAAUCCACUCCCUGGAAGUCCCAGGAAGCAAAAACGCAACCACAACCAUCGCACGACUUGCGAAGGCCAGCCUCUCGAUCCGUAUCGUUCCCGACCAACAAGCUGACGAUGUCGCCGCAACUCUCACAGCAUUCGCUCAGGAGCAAUUCGCCUUACUCGAAUCUCAAAACGACCUCACCGUCGAGAUCACCGGAAAGUCAGAUGCCUGGCUAGGAGACCCAGACAACGAAAUCUUCGCCACUCUCUCUGAAGCAAUCACCGCAGCAUGGACUCCAGACCAACAAGGUUCGAAACAUCAGUACCCACCCAUGCCUCCUCCCACAAACGGGCGGAAGCAAGUCACUCCCAAGCCACCCAUUCCUUCCGGCCCGAGCCUUCUCCGCAAGGAUUCCUCAGACAGCCUAGCAUCACGCGUUGACCGCGUGAUCACGUCCACCACCACGUCGUCAGCUGAAAAGGCAGCUGCCCGCAAACGGUCCUUGCAAUCCGCUACUGUCCCGACAUCUUCCACUCUCACUCAAACUGCCGCAAGCUCCGAUGACUCUUCCUCGCUGCCUAUUCGCACGAAGCCCAAGUCCGACGCACAGUCCGAGACCCCGGAUGCCACAACCGGAUCUUCUACCCCGGCCACCUCUCCUGCAGCGGUCAAGCCCAUCUUCAUCCGCGAGGGUGGAUCGAUCCCCACCAUUCGCUUCCUGGAAAAGGUAUUUUCUGCCCCGGCAGCUAAUUUGCCUUGUGGACAGGCGAGUGAUAACGCGCAUUUGGAUAACGAGCGCAUGCGCGUGGAAAACCUGUACAAGAGUCGCGAGAUUUUCCGAUAUGUGUUUGCUCAUUUGGUUGACAAGACAUAA
Molecule: messenger RNA, 2928 nt
Organism: Penicillium verhagenii
Lineage: Eukaryota; Fungi; Ascomycota; Eurotiomycetes; Eurotiales; Aspergillaceae
Product: glutamine amidotransferase subunit DUG2
Exons: 5
Coding region: 1-2928 (975 amino acids)
Biological process (GO): glutathione catabolic process; proteolysis
Molecular function (GO): protein binding; peptidase activity
Source: RefSeq, a predicted model, not a curated record